AUUCCUCUCUCGUUUUCUUUUACGUAGAGCAUACACCUCGUCUCAUACACUCCCUUCUAAUUCAUUAUUUAUUUUUUCAUGUCUUCAUCGACGAUCAAAGCCACCGAGAAGGAAGUCUCGCGCACAAAUGAAAAUGUGUUUUUGUUCAUACCUAACCUCAUUGGCUAUACACGAAUUAUCUUGGCUUCAUUAUCAUUGUAUUAUAUGCCAUGGCAUCCAAAAGUAUGCGUAAGUUUAUAUUGUAUUUCUUGUUUAUUGGAUGCUGUUGAUGGGAAUGCAGCAAGACACUUUAAUCAAUGCAGUAGAUUCGGAGCUGUUUUAGAUAUGGUGACAGAUAGAUGCACUACGACUUGUCUUUUAUGCUUUCUCUCGCUUCAAUAUCCUCAAUGGACGAUUCUUUUCCAGUUUUUGAUUUCGCUUGAUUUCAGCUCACAUUAUAUGCACAUGUACAGUUCAAUGAUUUCUGGAUCGUCGAGUCAUAAGAAAAUCAGUAAAAAGCAAAGCUGGUACUUGCAGAUUUAUUAUACCAAUAAUAUUGUCUUGUUUAUCAUGUGUGCCGGCAAUGAACUCUUUUUUGUUGCACUCUACGUUCUUAAAUUCAGUGGACCUUUAAACACGGCUUGGUAUAUCGCUCUAGGAAUCACAGGUGCCAUAUGCUUUGCAAAACAAUUUAUCAAUAUUGUCCAAAUUAUCAAUGCCAGCAAAACAUUAUCCACGAUUGAUAGAGAAGAAAGAGCAAAUUUGGGAAUCAAUAAAUUAAAGUAAAAAGCCCCUUCAUCGCCGCUCGGUAGGAUAGUGUUGCAGUUUAUAUAUAUUUGUCAGUCUCCUUCGUCAUAAUAAAAAGGCUUGAAAUGAUAAAAUGGGUUGUACACAACAAAAAGAAGGAUCAUGUUGUCACUCAAUCACGAAUGACUGUAACUCAAGAAAACGUCCCUCAUGAAACUGGAACUAGAUCCCAAUACUGUUUCUUUGUACAGUUCUACAGUUUAUAUUGAGACGUAUUCAAUCUUCCUUUUGGAUGAAAGCAUAGUUUUUGGUAUUAUACCUUUUCUGUCAAAAUGCUCAAUGCCCGC
This is a messenger RNA of Mycotypha africana, 1073 nucleotides long. RefSeq names its product CDP-alcohol phosphatidyltransferase-domain-containing protein. Gene Ontology annotation, cellular component: membrane; Golgi apparatus. The coding region runs from base 79 to 765 and encodes 228 amino acids. NCBI's taxonomy places the organism in Eukaryota, Fungi, Mucoromycota, Mucoromycetes, Mucorales, Mycotyphaceae. The transcript is spliced from 7 exons. Gene Ontology annotation, biological process: phosphatidylinositol biosynthetic process. The record is from RefSeq and is a predicted model, not a curated record. Gene Ontology annotation, molecular function: CDP-diacylglycerol-inositol 3-phosphatidyltransferase activity.